This is a messenger RNA of Striga hermonthica, 1329 nucleotides long. NCBI's taxonomy places the organism in Eukaryota, Viridiplantae, Streptophyta, Magnoliopsida, Lamiales, Orobanchaceae. The record is from the annotation of a GenBank genome assembly.
AUGGUUGGAGAAGGGCUUUGUGAGAUAAACAUUGUAACUUGUGGUAUUGUGAUCGACGGGCUUUGCAAGGUUGGUAACACCUCAGUGGCUAUUGAAUUCCUCAGAAAUAUGGAAAAAGGGACACUCAAGCCCGAUGCACAUAUAUAUAACAUUGUUGUUGACAGCUUGUGUAAGGAUAGAAUGAUAGACUCAGCCUUGGCGCUUUUCAACGAAAUGCCCAAGAAGGACAUCCUACCCAAUGUCGUCACUUACAAUUCUUUGAUCGGUGGCUUGUGCGAUUUCAGCCGUCGGGAGGAAGUAAAAAAGCUGAUGAAGGAGAUGAUGUUCUUCAAGAUGUAUCCAGAUGCGGUCACGUUCGUCAUCUUGAUUGAUGCUUUAUGUAAGCAAGGAAUGGUGGAUGAAGCAGAAGAUGUAUUCGGAAUCAUGAAGCAGCAACAUGUAAUUCCAAAUGUCGCCUGUUACACUGCAUUAAUGAGCGGAUAUUGUCUUCAAGGGCGUAUGGAUGAAACAAGGAAUGUUUUUGAUUCGAUGUGUAGUAGCAAGAAUUAUACUCCUAAUUUUAUUAGUGGGGACGUAUUAAUCAAUGGCUAUUGUAGAAAGAUGAAGAUGGACGAGGCUAUGGUUAUCUUCCAGGAGAUGCCCCGCAAAGGGAUCAAGCCUGUUGUGAGCACAUAUAACAUUAUACUGGGGGGUUUAUUUCGUGUGGGCAACUGGCUCGUAGCGCUUGAUAUUUUCUAUGAGAUGCAAGCUGUCGGACUAAAACCUAACUUCUAUACAUACUGUAAUAUGUUGGAUGGAUUAUGUAGGAAUGGGCAAGUCGAGAGGGCUUUAUCGUUAUUAGAAGCAUUAGAGCGCAAGGGACAACAUCUUCAUGUUGCAUACUAUACCAUUAUGAUGGAUGGUUUGAUCAUAUCCGGUAAGCUCAAUGCGGCCCAAGCUAUUUUUGGAGACAUGGCUUCGAAGGGAUUGGAAUGUAAUGUGGUGACCUACAAUGUUUUGGUUAAGGGAUGUUGUCAAAAUGGGCUAUUAGAGGAAGCUAAGGAUCUUCUUUCCAAAAUGGGACAAUCAGGAUAUAAGGUGGAGAUGAGGCUGAUGACUAAUCAUUAUGUUGAUUAUUCUCACGGAAAGUGGUCGUCCAAAGGCGCACCACAAUCUCCUUUGAUGCUCUUGAGCUUGACUCCUCCUUUUCAUAUUUUGAUCACCUACGAAGCAUGGUCUCCAGACAAACAGGGCCACACCAACAGGAUCAGCAACAUAAGCAGGCGUAGCAAUGGCCCAAAGCCAAACAGUAGUGGGGAUCAGCAUUUUCAUGAUUUUUCCCCUCAGUAG